UUUUAUUUGUUAUCGCAAAAAAGUCUAUCGGGCCGGUUCCAUAAUAACUGCAACCCGCCGCACCCCAACAAAUAAAUUGGCUAAUAAUAUUUUUAAAACAUAAUAAAACAUCAACUUCAUCCAAAGCGAUCAACCGGCAACGAACAAUUAGUAGGCAAAAUGUCCAUGCAUGAUGAUGAAGAUAGUCAGCAAAACUAUGAAGUUUCAGAAUGGGUACGUUUUGGUAUGCGUUUGGGUGUAAGUGCCGCCUUGCACCCCUUCGAGUAUUCCAAGGUAUUGAUACAGUUGGGCUACGAACCAAUUCCAGCUGUGCCCGGUCGUUCUCUUAUGGGUAAAUCAAUAAUGGUAUUACCCAAUAUAUUUCAAUAUGCUGCUCACAUCCGCAAGAUUGAUGGUUUUUAUGGUAGCUAUCGUGGUUUGACACCCAAAUUGGUGGGCUCUAUUUGCAGCAUGAUUUUUAGUGAGAAAAUCGCCAACCGUUUGGGUCUACAUGCCAUGGAGGAUAAAAAAGAUGAGGAUUUGUUAACCGAUGACGAACUUUAUCAACAAUUCAAGGUGAACCUAAAGCGUGAUGUAGUUUUAAGUGUUUCGGGCAUUGUUAUAUCACAACCAUUUCAUGUGAUUUCGGUGCGCAUGAUGGCCCAAUUCAUUGGACGUGAAUCCUUAUAUAAAACCAUAAUGGGUUCUAUUGGUGAAAUCUAUAGGACUGAAGGUGUAAUGGGAUUCUUCUCUGGUCUGGUGCCCAAAAUAUUAUGUGAUGUUGCCUGUUUGGUGUUGACCAGUUCAACAGUAUUUUUGCUUAAUAAAUACGUUAUUAAAGACAAAGUUGGCCGACAAUACAGUGCCGGGUUUACACAGUUUGCUUUCGCCAGCAUUUUGUAUCCCUUGAAUGUGGUAUCGACCUGCAUGACUGUUACUGGCUCCCGCUUGAUGGCAGGACAGCCACCCAUUAUGCCUCAAUAUAAUAAUUGGGUCAGUUGUUUCAAUGAUUUGCAAGCCAGGAAUGAACUUAAACGUGGCAGUUCCUUGUUUUGGAGAUCUGCUGGUGGUUAUGUUAAGCCCACUUUCUACAAAGGCGGUUAUGCCCCACUGCCAACUAUAGCCAAAUACCAAUAAGUUAUAUUUGCCUUGAUAAUGGACAUAAUUAAAUUGAGCUCAUCGUCGUACCACACACUCUCAAUUAUCUUUACCACCUCCUGCAUAUUGUUAUUAAAUAAUGGUUACCAUUUUACAUGUGUAUUCGUCUAACAACAACUAUUGUUAAUCCGCAACAUGUCACAGUCAACGUUUUGGAAAGCAUUAGUUUUUAAUUGUUACAUGCAGACAUAUUAAAUUUUUAUUUUUCUUUUCUUUUAAAGACUUGUUUAUUUAAGGAAGGGCAUUUGAAUAAUUAUGGCAUUUACUGUUAUGCAACCAUUCUAAAUUUGUUUGGUUAAUAAUGGUCUUGGUAUCAUAUUUAAAUGCAUUUUAAUGAUUUAUUUUAGUUUUUUUCUUUUUUUGUUUGUUUUUAUGUUGCAUUAAAAAUUUAUAUCUCUGUAAAUUUUCAAUAAA
Messenger RNA from Calliphora vicina (urban bluebottle blowfly), 1551 nucleotides. It is a transcript of the gene Mtch, whose product is annotated as Mitochondrial carrier homolog 1. Bases 160 to 1116 code for a protein of 318 amino acids. The record is from RefSeq and is a predicted model, not a curated record. Lineage: Eukaryota; Metazoa; Arthropoda; Insecta; Diptera; Calliphoridae. The transcript is spliced from 4 exons.